AACAAUCCUUAUUUACUAUAAUAUUUAACCCACACUUAAUUCAUAAUGAAGUUUGCAUUAUUAUUCGCUGUUACACUAAUUGCGCUGGUAUCGGCAGUGCCGGCGCCCGACGACCCGCUGGAGGUAUACAAACAACAACUGGUGGCCAGAGUUGACGCUCAGGAGAAACUGACCGAAAAGGAUAUCAAACACUUCGACACAACGAAACUGAAAGACUCGCCGCAACAGAAAGAGCUGAAGAACUCAAUGGUCGAGUUGGAGGGCUUCCGACCCGAUAUCAAGAAGGGUGCGUCGGUCGAGCAGUUGGAACCUGUUGAACGUAACCUAGGCUAUUUGGAGAGCUGGGAACCAUACUAUGUCGAGGAGAUGGAAAAGUUGUUACAUCAAUAAGUCU
This is a messenger RNA of Medioppia subpectinata, 394 nucleotides long. Lineage: Eukaryota; Metazoa; Arthropoda; Arachnida; Sarcoptiformes; Oppiidae. The record is from the annotation of a GenBank genome assembly.